This is a messenger RNA of Drosophila eugracilis, 2143 nucleotides long. It is a transcript of the gene Cyp6g2, whose product is annotated as probable cytochrome P450 6g2. The transcript is spliced from 2 exons. NCBI's taxonomy places the organism in Eukaryota, Metazoa, Arthropoda, Insecta, Diptera, Drosophilidae. Gene Ontology annotation, biological process: response to DDT; insecticide catabolic process. Gene Ontology annotation, molecular function: monooxygenase activity; oxidoreductase activity, acting on paired donors, with incorporation or reduction of molecular oxygen; heme binding. The record is from RefSeq and is a predicted model, not a curated record. Bases 16 to 1572 code for a protein of 518 amino acids.
UUUCAAAGCGGAAACAUGGCUCUGGGACUGCUGAUCCUUCUGGUAUUCCUCCUGGUCAUCGCCGCUUUAGCCUUACAGAAACAUUACUCAUAUUGGCGGCGAAUGGGAAUACGUGAGAUCAAGCCCAAAUGGAUAGUGGGAAAUCUAAUGGGACUGCUAAACAUGCAUAAAAGUCCUGCAGAGUUUAUAUCUCAGCUAUAUAACCACCCUGAGGCCGAGAACGAACCCUUCGUUGGAAUACAUGUGUUCCACAAACCGGCAAUUCUCCUCAGAGAUCCCGAAAUGGUUAAGCAUAUCCUUAUCAAAGAUUUUAGUGGAUUUUCCAAUCGGUACUCGAACUCUGAUCAUAAGGCUGAUCCUCUGGGAUCCCAAAAUAUCUUCUUCCUCAAGAACCCCGCAUGGAAGGAAGUCCGUUAUAAGCUAUCGCCGUUUUUCACCGGUAAUCGAUUGAAGCAGAUGUUUCCGCUUAUCGAGGAAGUCGGAGCCAGCUUGGAUGCUCAUCUUCGCCAGCAACCUCUGCACAACGAGCGAAUGCGCUGCUUUGACUUGGAGGCCAAGGAGCUGUGUGCCCUGUUCACCACGGAUGUGAUAGCCACCGUGGCGUAUGGAAUAAAAGCAAACAGUUUUACGGAUCCCAAUAGCGAGUUUCGGCGACAUGGACGAUCAGUAUUCGAGUUCAGCCUUCUGCGUGCGGCGGAGUUCACCAUGGUGUUUUUCCUGCCCCAUCUGGUUCCAUUUUUCGGAUUCAAGGUAGUUCCAAAGGAAGCUACCCAUUUUCUGCGCAAUACCAUCAACUAUGUGAUGUCAGAAAGGGAGCAAUCUGGACAGAAACGCAACGAUCUGAUCGACAUCCUUAUUGAGUUCCGUAGGAGCACACAGCAGGCGAAGGCAUCGGGGAUUAAAGAUCAGUUUGUUUUCGAGGGAGAUAUCCUAGUGGCCCAGGCGGUAUUAUUCUUUACUGCUGGUUUCGAGUCAUCCUCAUCCUCAAUGGCAUUUGCCAUGUACGAAUUGGCCAAAGAUGCUGAUGUACAACAGCGUUUAAGGGAGGAAAUCAAGGAUGCACUAGUAGAUAGUGGUGGGCAGGUUACGCUCACAAUGAUUGAGUCGCUGGAGUUUAUGCAGAUGGUCCUUCUAGAGGUUCUGCGCAUGUACCCCCCGUUGCCGUUUUUGGAUCGGGAAUGUACUUCUGAGAAAGAUUACACACUGGCUCCAUUCCACAACUUCGUCGUUCCUAAAGGAAUGCCUGUUUACAUACCCUGCUAUGCCCUCCACAUGGAUCCCCUGUACUUUCCACAACCUCGUAAGUUUCUGCCGGAAAGAUUCUCCCCUGAAAAUCGCAAGCUCCAUACGCCCUACACCUACAUGCCGUUUGGUCUUGGUCCACAUGGAUGCAUCGGAGAACGAUUUGGACUCCUCCAGGCAAAAGUGGGUCUAGUUUAUCUGCUGCGCAACCACAUGAUAACCACAUCCGAACGCACUCCACACCGCAUGCAAUUGGAUCCCAAGGCAAUUAUUACACAAGCCAAGGGAGGUAUCCCUCUAAGAUUGGUCCGGGAUCCCUUGGGGGUCUAGCUCACCUGAUUUUUUUUUUGGAGUUUCUUUGGGAGUAAUGCAGCCUACAACAACUGAACGAUAACUAAGCCGUACAAUCGCGUGUUUUGGCAUUAAAAAUUAAGUUGGUGUCGCAUCUUAUAGGCAGUUUGAUUGACAAAUUGCGUGUUUUCUCAGCGUAGCAAUAAGAUGAAAAGUCUAUAGCUGAAUGUUCAAUCAUAUAUAUGUACAUAUAUUUUUGUCAUUCUGGGGUACUUACACAUAUCGACAUUACGUAUUCACUGAUCUAUCUAAACUCACUUUGUUUUUAGUUAAAUACAUCAUUACGUUAUUGUUACAUUUUUGAAAUGCAUUUGCAUUUGAUUUUAAUCAAGUAGAUUAAAGGUAUUUAUUGGUGGCGCAAUUUUAUAGCUUCCCUGCCCCCAAGAUUAAAUGUAAUUUGAUAAUGAUUUUGUUUUUAUUCAGUAGACUAGGCGCCGCUUCUGACACGGAGAAUUGUAUAAUGUACGUUACAAGUUUAUCAAAUGAAAGCUGUCAAAAUGCGAUUACCUUGUCAGCUAAUCACUUUAAAAAUAUAUACUAUAGUUCGUUG